Messenger RNA from Cryptomeria japonica (Japanese cedar), 1053 nucleotides. RefSeq names its product vacuolar iron transporter homolog 1-like. Gene Ontology annotation, cellular component: membrane. Gene Ontology annotation, molecular function: manganese ion transmembrane transporter activity; iron ion transmembrane transporter activity. Bases 1 to 1053 code for a protein of 350 amino acids. The record is from RefSeq and is a predicted model, not a curated record. The transcript is spliced from 2 exons. NCBI's taxonomy places the organism in Eukaryota, Viridiplantae, Streptophyta, Pinopsida, Cupressales, Cupressaceae. Gene Ontology annotation, biological process: intracellular manganese ion homeostasis.
AUGGGGGAAAAUAUAAUGGGUAGGCACGCUCAUGGCACACGCAUUAAGCAAUCCAACUCAUAUAGUCCACCGCCUAGUCCUGGUGCUCGCCUUUUGGCUACCGAAAAGGGUCAGUGUGCUACAAAAGGAGGUCUAUGGGAGUGUGGACAACACACGCUGCGUUUUAACAUUUUCAAAAUUUCCUUCCAUACUACAUUUAGUUGGACGGCUGUGAGAAACCAAGCUAAAAUGGACGUUAGAUCAUCCAGCCCAGUUGCUUUGCAGUUGGACUCUACAGAAUUGAAGAGAAUGAUGAAAGAAGGAGAAGCAAUUGCGGAGGCGUCGCCACUUCCAACUCCUCCCAGGUCGAGUGUUCUCAUUACCAUGUCUCCUUGUCCAGAGGAAGAUGAAGAUGAGAAAAACAUGGAUUUUCGAAAUAGAGCACAGUGGCUUCGGGCUGCUGUCCUUGGAGCUACCGAUGGACUGGUCACAACAGCGUCACUGAUGAUGGGCGUGGGCGCGGUGAAAACAGACGCAAAGACAAUGGUGAUAUCUGGGCUGGCGGCGCUGGUGGCGGGGGCAUGCAGCAUGGCCAUCGGCGAAUUCAUUUCCGUGCAAACGCAGCGCGACGUGGAACUGUCCAACCUCAAGAGACAAAAGCAAGCUGAAAAGGCGUUGAAGGGAACAGAACAAGCGAACAGAUUGCCUCCUGCGUCUCCGUUGGUGAUUUCAAGAGAAGAGAAAGAGGGGCUUCCAAGCCCAAUUCAGGCGGCUUGCGCAUCGGCCCUUGCGUUCUCUGUGGGGGCACUGUUGCUUCUUAUCUCUGCUGCCUUUAUCAGUGACUAUACUGUUAGGGUUGGCGUUCUAGGUGGAGUUUCGAGCUUGGUGCUCAUAAUCUUUGGCGCGAUUGGAGCUUACUUUGGGCGGUCUUGUAUUGUUAAGGGGAGCAUGAGAGUGUUGAUUGGAGGAUGGCUUGCCAUGUUAGUCACCUACGGUCUGCUAAGGCUCUUUCGCGCCACGGCAGGAGUUGAAGACACGGCAGACUGCUUCAAUAGCUUUCGAACUGAAUCUUAA